AAGUAAUCAUAUUUUCAUAUUUCAUAGUUUUACAAAUACUCUUCUAAAAAUCAAUCAACUGCAGCCAUUUUAUUUUUACACGAUGAGAUCCUUGAUCUACUAAACAUAAUAGUAAUUAUUUUAUUAAAACUUGUAGAGAAUCAAACGUUGUAUACUCUUUGUAGGAGGUUGUAGUAAGAGGUUGUAUAUUUUUGGAGGUGGGCAAAUGUGUUCAUUUAUCAGACGGCGAUACUAUACUUGUGUGUGUGUGUAAUCACUAAUCAGUAGACGCAGUAGACGUAACUACUGAAAAUCAUAGGUUUAGAUACUACACCAACUAUAAAUUCCGCCGAAGAAUUGGCCAAAAAGAUCCGUAAAGGUUUAUUAUGACGGCCGUAUUUCUCCCUACCGACGCUCCUGUUUCACUGCGUGUUUUUCUCUUUACAGACAGCUGAUUCCCGCUCUGCUGAUUUCAUUUUCUUUUGGGGGCUGUCUUGUUCCCUUCUUCUGUCUCUCUGUAGUCUGUCCCAUCAACUGACACCCUAAAGUGAGCGAACUACAGUAGCUACCCCAUUGCAAUAAUUCACCCAAGAGAGAGAGAGACUUUGGUGUUAUUAAUGAUCUUGAUAGUACUUAGCAUUUACAUGAAGAUUCCUCAUCUGGGCUUACUCAAAGAUGCAAUCUUUACAACAGCCCAGUAAUAGGGAUUUAGAAUCAGCAACUGAUUCCGAUAAUGGCGGAGGAGGCCGCCGCCGAAGUGACGCCGGCGAGAAAGGUGCACUCGAGAUUGUGGGUGUGCCGGAAAACGACAAUGGUGCUGAGAAGGAGAGGAGACGAUCCAGUGUGUCGGAGUGCACAGUAGAGAUUGUGGAUCUGGAGGUGGAAGGUGGAGCUGGGGAAACGAAGGUGCAUUUGGGUAAAAUUGAGAGGGAUUGUAGGAUAUGCCACCUCAGCAUGGAUGCAACCAAUGAGGAUUCAGGGUUUCCCAUUGAGCUGGGAUGCUCUUGCAAGGACGAUUUGGCUGCUGCCCACAAGCAAUGUGCUGAGGCUUGGUUCAAGAUUAAAGGAGACAAAACAUGUGAGAUAUGUGGAUCCCUUGCACAAAAUGUGGUUGGGGUGACUGAGGCCGAGCUGGCAGAGUCAUGGAACGAGGCGAGUGAUACUGCUGCUGUUGCUGCAGCAUCCUCGCCCUCAUCUCAGUCGCGGAACUUCUGGCAAGGCCGGCGCUUUCUCAACUUCCUGUUAGCUUGCAUGGUGUUUGCAUUUGUCAUAUCAUGGCUCUUCCAUUUCAACGUGCCCUCGUGAGACUCGCGGAGCUGAUCGAGUCGUGAACCGGUAAGUGCCCUCUCAUAUUCUCUCCAUCGUCGACCCGUUGCCCGCCUUGCUUUUUCACGCCAUUGUGUACAUUAAUGAUAGAGGAACAAGUGUAAUUGAUGUUAUCUAAGUUCAAAAUUUGUGCUGUUAUUUUAUCUUAUUCUAUGAGCUACUGCCUGCAGUCUCUCUUGUAAUAUGAAUGGGAGCAGUUCCAUUUCUGAAAAA
Messenger RNA from Salvia miltiorrhiza (redroot sage), 1518 nucleotides. RefSeq lists its product as uncharacterized. The transcript has 2 exons. Lineage: Eukaryota; Viridiplantae; Streptophyta; Magnoliopsida; Lamiales; Lamiaceae. The record is from RefSeq and is a predicted model, not a curated record. Bases 655 to 1284 code for a protein of 209 amino acids. Gene Ontology annotation, molecular function: zinc ion binding.